GUCCUGCUUGAUAAUUUUCCCCCACUCUAUAUCUCUGUCUAAGUGCCUCCACUUCACUUCGGAAGAGCCUCUUCUUGAAGCGUUUCACCUCUCCCCCUUUCCAUAUUGUCUGAUGGCUGCACCAGAAGGUAAAACUGAAGCCAAAACAGAAGCAAAACCAGAAGCUAAUGAAAAAGAAGUUGAAGAAAAAGAAACUCAAGAACAUCUCAAGUACAAGACUUGGGUGUUAAGAGUCUCUAUCCACUGUGAAGGUUGCAAACAGAAAGUGAAGAAGAUCCUAAGAAACAUUGAUGGUGUUUAUACCACAAAUAUCGAUUUGAGACAACAUAAGGUCACCGUUGUGGGAGAUGUAGAUGCCGAAACUUUGAUCAAAAGCCUCGAAAAAAAGUAUGGUAAACAUGCAGAGCUAUGGCCAGAACAUAAAGAGAACAAGAAAAGCAAAUCAAAGAACAAAGGGAAGCAACAGGCACAAAUCGAUCAAGAGAACAGUGGAGAAAAUAAUUCUGAGGAAAAAGAAACAGUGAAGGUUGAAUUUCAAGCUCAAGACUCUUCAAAACAGAAAGAAAACAAUAGUGCUAAAAAAUGUGGAGAUAGUGUACACGUUAAAAUUACUGAAGGUGGUGCAACUGCAACCAGUAAGUCCGGUGGACAGGCUGGUGGAGAAAGUGAAGGUGAUGUUGAGAAAAGUGGUGGUGGGGGUGGUAAAAAGAAGAAAAAGAAGGGGCAUAAAGGGAAAAACAUUAAUAAUGCGGGGCAGGCUGAACCUUCUAGUGGUGGACCAGCAGGUAGUGGAUCACCAAUUCAAGGUCAUGGUCCUCAUGGACCUACUGUUCAAGGCCCAAUCCUGUCUCCAACCAAUUACACUGCGCCACGUCAGCAUACAUAUCAGUGCCCACCUCCAGAUUGCCGUCCACCCCCUGUAUGUGCCGUGAGUUGCAAUACUGCAUACCCUAGCACUAGUUAUGCUGCUUCACAUUUCACAGCGCCACCGAGGACAAUGUAUACAUUAGCGUACGUGCAACUGGGAACAGGAAGCGUACUUGUACCACCAGAUACGGAUCCAUCAGCAGAACAAUCAACAAGCUCAUUCGAGAUGUUUAGCGAUGAAAACCCUAAUGCAUGUUCAGUUAUGUGAUGAACUUCGAGUGAAGUGAUGCAUCUGAGCAUUAUUUUGAUAUGAACUUAUACUACUUGUGUAAGUGUUAUAGAGGUUUGAGUUUUUGUAAUGUAUGUAGAUAUAAAAGUAAGAUUGUAGUUUAAGUUUGGGCUAAAAUAAAAGAGGCAUUAGAAGAAGGCCUUUGUGGUUUUGCUUUA
Mangifera indica (mango) is the source of this 1314-nucleotide messenger RNA. RefSeq names its product heavy metal-associated isoprenylated plant protein 36-like. The coding region runs from base 113 to 1135 and encodes 340 amino acids. The record is from RefSeq and is a predicted model, not a curated record. Lineage: Eukaryota; Viridiplantae; Streptophyta; Magnoliopsida; Sapindales; Anacardiaceae. The transcript is spliced from 3 exons. Gene Ontology annotation, molecular function: metal ion binding.